Messenger RNA from Quercus robur (English oak), 2199 nucleotides. RefSeq names its product pentatricopeptide repeat-containing protein At1g05600-like. Gene Ontology annotation, molecular function: protein binding. Lineage: Eukaryota; Viridiplantae; Streptophyta; Magnoliopsida; Fagales; Fagaceae. The record is from RefSeq and is a predicted model, not a curated record. The coding region runs from base 294 to 1793 and encodes 499 amino acids. The transcript has 3 exons.
CUAAACCAGGUUCUUCUCUAAUAAAUCACUAGCAAAUUUGUAGAGGACCCGGAAAUUUUCCGGGUCGGAUCAUUAUGUUUUUCUCGAAUAUUUAGUAAAAGAAUACAAUCCACAGUCUGUCUGGACUCUGGUCUCACUGCAGUUCUUUGCAGGGAAUACGUCACAGUUUUGUGGCGUGAGUGGGUGACCCAUUCUUCGCAUUUCUCUCUCUUCCUCACUUCACUCCUUCACAGUUUCGCAGAUGUUGGAGUUAUGAUUGAGUAGGUGUAGCAGAUGUUAAAAGUUAAAACACUAUGACUGUGAGAUGGCCAAGACUUUUGACACCGACACACCUUUCUCAAAUUAUUCGGAACCAGAAAAACCCAUUAACAGCACUUCAAAUCUUCAAGGAAGCCAAAUACAAGUACCCCAGUUACUGUCAUAAUGGUCCAGUCUAUGCCACCAUCAUUGGCAUCCUUGGAAAUGCUGGUCAGAUUUGUGAGAUGAAAGAGGUGAUUGAUUGGAUGAAUGAGGACUCAUGUGAAUGCAAGGAUUCUGUCUUUGUUAAUGCAAUCAAAACCUAUGCAAGAGCUGGAUUGCUAGAUGAAGCAAUCUCUCUUUUUAAAAGAAUUCCUCAGUUCAACUGCGUGAAUAAGACAGAAUCUUUCAAUACCCUGUUGCAGAUAUUGGUCAAUGAAUCUAAGCUUGAAGCUGCUCAUCAUUUGUUCUUAGAGAGCUCUUAUGGGUGGGAAGUGAAGUCUCGAAUUAGAUCUUUGAACUUGCUCAUGGAUGCUCUGUGCCAGAGGGGUCGUUCUGAUCUUGCAUUGCAAAUCUUCUUAGAGAUGAAUUAUCAAGGUUGCUAUCCAAAUAAGGAAAGCUAUCGGAUUCUAAUGAAAGGAUUGUGUAAAGACGGGAGGAUGAAUGAGGCCACACAUUUGUUGUAUUCAAUGUUUUGGAGGAUCUCUCAGAAGGGUAGUGGUGAGGAUAUUGUAGUCUAUAGAACCUUGUUAUAUGCUUUAUGUGAUAAUCGGCAAGUUGAAAAGGCUGUGGAAAUUCUUGGUAAGAUUUUAAGGAAGGGGCUGAAGGCUCCUAAGCGCUGUUUCCAGCAUCUUGAUCUCAGUCAGUGUAGUAGUGGUGAAGAUAUAGAAGGCACCAAAUGCUUGAUUAAUGAGGCCUUGAUCAGAGGUGGGAUUCCCAGUUUGGCUAGUUAUAGUGCUAUGGCUAUUGAUCUUUACAAUGAAGGUAAGAUUAGUGAAGCUAACAAAGUUAUCAUUCAAAUGAAAGAAAGAGGAUUUAGGCCAACAAACAUAAUUUUUGAAGCCAAGGUUGCAGCAUUGUGUAGGGGAGGGAAUGUUGAUGAGGCAGUGAAGGUAAUUGAAGAGGAAAUGGAGGGAAAUUGUUUACCAAAUGUAAUGGCAUAUACUAUUGUGCUGAAAGGAUUGUGUAAUGAGAGGAAAUCAGUGCUUGCUGUUGGGUAUUUGAAGAAUAUGGCUAAGAAAUUGGGUUGCAAUGCAGACAAGGAAACUUACAGCAUUGUAAUUGAUGGGUUAUGUUGUGAAAGUAGAUAUCUUGAAGCAAGUCACGUGUUGCAGGAGAUGUUAAUAAAAUCAUAUUGGCCUUGUGUUGAUACUUAUAAUAGACUUAUCAGGGGUCUUUGCUCUGUGGGCAGGCAAUACGAAGCUCUUUUGUGGUUGGAGGAGAUGAUUAGCCAGGGUAUGAAGCCAGAACUUUCUGUAUGGAACUCGUUGGCAGCUUCUGUAUGUUCCAACAUGGCUGACAUUGAGAUACCAAGUAUAUCGGGAGUGUACUCAUGAUGAAGUUCAAUCAAACUCUCAAACUACAGUGCUCGAACGUAUCUAAAAGAGUAAAACAAGGAGAAGAAUGAAAAGCAACACUCCAAUCUAACAAGAUACAAAAGAAAGGCUUUAACUUCAAGGAUAGACCGUUUGCAUCCUCAGAACUUUUGGCAUUCUGUUCUUGCCAAAGACACCACAAGAUACAAUGCGGCAUAGCCUUCCAAAAGGCUAUAUUUCUAUGCCUUCGAAGGGUGAGUUUGGUUCAGUUUUUUGUAAAAGUGUAUAAUGAAAAAGUGGAGUUUUGUUAAAAGUGCAUAAUGAAAAAGUGGAGUUUCAAAAAGCCCAGUAUUUGGUAAAAGUUGUUAAAAAGUGCAUAAUGAAAAAGCUGAGUGUUUGGUCAGCACUUAUAAAAGUGGCAGUUUGA